This is a messenger RNA of Sorghum bicolor (sorghum), 1381 nucleotides long. Its product is annotated as type IV inositol polyphosphate 5-phosphatase 11. The record is from RefSeq and is a predicted model, not a curated record. The transcript has 8 exons. Gene Ontology annotation, cellular component: plasma membrane. Gene Ontology annotation, biological process: response to auxin; response to salt stress; phosphatidylinositol dephosphorylation. Gene Ontology annotation, molecular function: phosphatidylinositol-3,5-bisphosphate 5-phosphatase activity; phosphatidylinositol-3,4,5-trisphosphate 5-phosphatase activity. Lineage: Eukaryota; Viridiplantae; Streptophyta; Magnoliopsida; Poales; Poaceae. Bases 141 to 1157 code for a protein of 338 amino acids.
UAUCCAUAUCCAAAUCAGAUUGGUUCUCCUUGUUGCUGGAACCCUUGACCUUUCAGAAUGCAGUUGUAUAAAAAGGGCUCCUUUGUUAUCUUCUCCAUGUUAGAUGAUCAGAAACAAGGGUUCAGUUUCAGUGAGUCGGCAUGGGCAACUGCAGCAGCUUUACUCUUCCAAAAUGGGGAAGCAAGCUACUCAAUAAUGGCAUGGUUUCGAUUGAUGAGGAUGGAACUCAUGAAGGAAUAAAGACAAUUCCAGUUCAGAAAGUCUGUGAAUUCACCACCAACUCUGUGCUCUGCAUUUGCAUCGUCACAUGGAACAUGAAUAGCAAGAUGUCUGUGGAAGAUGUAACGAAAUUGGUGAGCUCCAACAGAAAGUUCGAUUUGCUAGUUGUUGGGCUGCAGGAAGCCCCAAAAUCAGAUGUUUCACAAGUUCUGCAGGAGGCGUUGGCCGAGACGCACGUGCUAUUGGGUCAGAAGAGCAUGCAGUCUCUUCAGAUGCUUCUUUUCGGUUCAAGGAGUUCGGAGAAGUACAUCAGAGAGAUGAAGGUGGACAAACAUGCGGUUGGAGGUUGCGGUGGUAUCAUUGGGAGAAAGAAAGGAGCAGUGGCCAUGUACAUCAACUUCAGUGGGAUCCGGAUGGUUUUUGUGUCCUGUCAUCUUGCAGCACAUGAACACAAGGUGGAGAAGAGGAACUCAGAAUUCCAGCAUAUUUCACAGUCGCUCUUCUCCAAGUAUGGCACACCAUACGCCCAAUCUGCCGACAUAACAGUGUGGCUCGGCGAUCUCAAUUAUAGACUCGAAGGAAUAAGCUCGAUGCCUGCACGGAAGAUGAUUGAGGAGAACCGUCAGAGUAAGCUAAGAGGCAAAGACCAGCUUCUGCAAGAAGCUGAAAAGGGCGAAGUGUUCAACGGGUACUGCGAAGGGACCCUGUCGUUUAAGCCAACGUACAAAUAUGAUGUCGGGAGUAGCAUCUACGACACAAGCUCUAAGAUAAGGGUGCCUUCUUGGACAGACAGGAUAUUGUUCAAGGUUGGCCAUUCUUCAGGCUUGGAUGCAGUCUUGAGCUCAUAUGAGUCCCUCGACUGUGUUCGGAGCUCCGACCACAAGCCUGUGAAAGCCCAUCUUUGUCUCAGAGUACGCAGUGACGGUGAUGCUGACUAAUGACAGCAGUUAUAAGUCAUGGCUGAAAGUACUGUCUGCUGAUUUGUUGUGAACGAACAGGAUGGUGUAAGGCACAGAAUGAGGGGUUUUAACUGGCGGUUACUGUAUUCUGUAAAUUAACAUGGCUUGCUACGAUGGAAUGUUUUAGCGAGGAAUGGUGAUUACUGUAGUAUCACAGAACAUGACAUUCUUAGUGAAAACAUGUCAUUCUUUCUUCUUUCUUA